AUGGCAGAAGUUCAAGAUGCUACUAAUGUUGGUAAACCAGUACCAAUAGUUUUGGCUGAAGAAGAUCAUCAGUUCGUACUCGAUGAAGAAGCUCUUGAAAGUAUUCUUUUGAAGGAUGAUAUUAAAGAUCGAAAUGUUGUUGUGGUAUCUGUUGCUGGAUCUUACCGAAAAGGGAAAUCAUUUUUAAUGGAUUUUGUUCUCCGAUAUAUGAAAGCCACAUAUCAUUUAAACCUAAUAAAUGAAGAUGCACAUUGGAUUGGUUCAGAUGAUAAGCCAUUGGAUGGCUUUUCCUGGCGUGGCGGAUCUGAUAGAGACACCACAGGUAUUCUUAUGUGGUCUGAAGUAUUUAAAGCCACUUUAGACGAUGGUGAAAAAGUAGCCAUCGUACUACUAGAUACCCAAGGUACAUUUGAUAGUGAAAGUACAGUCAAAGAUUGUGCCACGGUCUUUGCAUUAAGCACUUUGCUUAGCUCAAUCCAAAUAUAUAACCUAAAAUUUAAUAUACAAGAAGAUGAUUUACAACAUCUACAACUGUUCACUGAAUAUGGCCGUUUAGCACUUGAAGAUUCUGGUACAAAACCAUUCCAGAAAUUACAGUUCUUGGUUAGAGACUGGAGUUUUCCAUAUGAAGCUGAAUAUGGUGCAGAAGGCGGAAAAAAAAUAUUAGACAAAAGAUUGCAAAUAUCUGACAAACAACACCCUGAACAUCAGUCUCUAAGAAAACACAUUAAAUCGUGUUUUUCUGAUAUCGGUUGUUAUUUAAUGCCUCACCCUGGUCUAAAUGUUGCUACUAAUCCCAACUUUGAUGGAAAACUAUCUGAUAUUGAACCAGAGUUUAAAAAAAACCUUAUAACUUUAAUACCGAUGUUGUUAAGUCCAAACCAGUUAAUUUUAAAAGAAAUUGGUGGACAAAAAAUAAAAGCGAAAGAGUUAGUCCAUUAUUUCAAAGCAUAUAUUAAAUUAUGUACUGGAGCAGAACUUCCAGAACCAAAAUCUAUGUUUGAUACCACAGCUGAAGCUAAUAAUUUAUCUGCUGUCGCAUCUGCUCGGGAAGUGUACCGCUCUAUGAUGGAUACUAUUUGUGGUGGUAACAGACCAUAUUUAAAUUCUAACUCACUAGACGUUGAACACUUUAAAAACAAAGAUAUUGCAAUAGAACAAUUCAUUACCAAAAGAAAAAUGGGUGGUGAUGAAUUUUCGGAAUCUUACAAAUUUAAAUUAGAAAAUGACAUUGAUGAAGACUUCUUAAAAUUUAAAUCACAAAAUGAAAGCAAGAAUGUAUUUAAAUCUGCACGUACACCAGCAGUAUUCUUUUCAGUUGCAGUUGCUUGUUAUUUCAUAUCUGGAUUAUUUAACUUCUUUGGAAUAUACUCUGUAGCCAGUGGUAUUAACUUAAUAAUGGGUCUUGCUCUUCUCAUUCUUAUAUUAUGGUCAUAUAUAAGGUAUAGUGGAGUACAUAGUGAACUAGGGUCAACUAUUGAUGAUGCUGCUAAUAUUAUGUGGGACAAUUUUUUGAAGCCAACCUAUGAAAUUUUUCUUCAAAAAGGUUUAGAACAGGCCACUAACCAAGCUAUCAACAUAGCGGUGAAUAAUACAACAUCUCCUAUUACUGGUAUUCAGUCGCCAUUUGUAAAAAGGCCUAUGCAAAGAAUGAAUUCCCAUGUCGAGAUGAACGACAGGUUUAAACAGACAUGA
Macrosiphum euphorbiae (potato aphid) is the source of this 1695-nucleotide messenger RNA. The record is from the annotation of a GenBank genome assembly. NCBI's taxonomy places the organism in Eukaryota, Metazoa, Arthropoda, Insecta, Hemiptera, Aphididae.